AGAGAGGGAGAGAGGGAGAGGGAGAUGGAAGACUUGAUUAUUGACCUCCAAUUAUUUUAUUGAGGGCAUUGACGAACUUUGCUCUAGCCCGAGCUGAGUUCCCUGAGCAGAGGAGGAGAAACUCUCACCCAAAUUCAAGAACAGAUCUCAAAUUACUCAAGACCAAGACAGCUGAAAUCAGCAGGUGAAAGGAGUUCAUUCAAAUGUACAACUUUGAACAUGGAUCAACUAGAGGAGCUGAUGAAGGAAGCAGCAGCAGCUAUGCACCUGCUGCAAUUACCACGGACCACACGUUGGAAGUUGUGACUGAUGGUAGCAUGGAACCUGAAAGAACUAAGCUAUCUGAACGUCGAAUAGAAAAAGUUCCAUUGACAAUGCGACAAGAUGAAAAGACUAAGGGAUACUUUGAUCCUAAGGUGGUUUCAAUCGGUCCAUACCAUCAUGGAAAGGAAGAGCUCCAGAUUGCAGAGAGGAUCAAGCCUAUUGUAGUGCAAUUGUAUAUUAGGCGUAGCGGAAGGGAAAUGGAUGAAUUUCGUAGGAAUAUUCGCGAGAUAGUUGACGUUGCUAGAAGCUACUACCUUGAAGGAUCAACAGAGAAAUAUUCCGACGAGGAAUUUGUUGAGAUUAUGCUCCUCGACGGUUUGUUUGUUUUAGCUUUUUUUGAGAGUUAUAAUCCAAGUUACUGGGAUCAAACAAUUGGAAAGGAACUACAGAAAUGCUUGGGCAAUCAUGCUUUAUUCUUUCUGGGAGCUGAUAUAUCCGAAUUGAUUGAGAAUCAACUUCCAUUUCAAGUUCUCGAGUUGUUGAUGAGCUUAAUGUCCAAAGACAACAAUUUCGCUGAACUAUUGGACAAAAACUGGGAGAAUUUGGAGUCCAACGUGUCAAAUCAACAAGAUAAGAAUGAACUCAAAAGGAAAUUUGUUGGAGUUUUUCAAAAUAAAAGGUUGCGGGAGGUUAUUCGUGAAAAGGUGCGACACCUUUUCACAUGGGAAACGGAAUUAACAGUACUUGGUUCAAUUGAUUCUCAUAGGCUCGGUAUUCUGUCUGUCCUUCGUUUGUGCGGACGCAGGCAGAAGAUCAUUGAUCGGGCUUCGUUUUAUCCUCAGAACAGAUUCGCUGUAACCCGGUGCACACCAAUUGGUGGGGGCGAAUACUGUUUUCGGAAAGCGACGACGUAA
This is a messenger RNA of Rhododendron vialii, 1178 nucleotides long. RefSeq lists its product as uncharacterized. The record is from RefSeq and is a predicted model, not a curated record. Bases 204 to 1178 code for a protein of 324 amino acids. Lineage: Eukaryota; Viridiplantae; Streptophyta; Magnoliopsida; Ericales; Ericaceae. The transcript is spliced from 3 exons.